AUGGCGUGGAAGAAGCGUCAAUUUAAGCGAGAAUCCGAAGAAUACGUACCGAAGAGGAAUUUCGAUGCGAUGGCUCUCCGAAAUCGGCAUCGACGGAAGCUUCACAGGUACAUAAAUUCCUUCACAAAUAUGCGAUAA
Messenger RNA from Lathyrus sativus (Indian pea), 138 nucleotides. NCBI's taxonomy places the organism in Eukaryota, Viridiplantae, Streptophyta, Magnoliopsida, Fabales, Fabaceae. The record is from the annotation of a GenBank genome assembly.